AUGCUAUUAGGUGUUUCGAAGCGCAGAGGUUAUGAGAAAGCAUUGGCGUGGGGUAACGUGCAAAAGUGGGCCAAGAUAAUAAUCCAGGACGGCGCGCGCAAUGAGGUGAACCCAUGGCUUAAGCGAAUAGGAUGGAUGCCGUACUUAGUAGGCAUGGAGCGACCCGACUUGUUGGCGAGUGAAGCCAUGGAUGGAUUGGUGCGGUUUAGUCAGUCGUCCAUCAUCCACCACAUAGGCAUAUUCGUACGAUUAGAAGUGAUCUGCACCAAGAAGCACCAGACCUACCCUAAGUACCAGUUCACUAAGCGGCAGCGUGAGGCGUGGGAGGCAUUCGUAAAGGAGGCUAGGGGAGUAGUGGGCGGGGAGGAAGAGGAUAAGGAGCAACCAGGGGCAACUUUAGAUAAUAAGAUGACGGACGACGCAGACAGCAUAGUGGGAGAGAUGGAGGAAGCGCCAGUAGUAGGGGUUGGCAACAUGGGCGAGCUAGAAACGUUAUUAAGCAUUAAGAAAGCGUGUUUGGCGUUUUACAUUACAUUAUUAAACUAG
Messenger RNA from Paraphaeosphaeria sporulosa, 546 nucleotides. RefSeq lists its product as uncharacterized. Lineage: Eukaryota; Fungi; Ascomycota; Dothideomycetes; Pleosporales; Didymosphaeriaceae. Bases 1 to 546 code for a protein of 181 amino acids. The transcript is spliced from 4 exons. The record is from RefSeq and is a predicted model, not a curated record.